Molecule: messenger RNA, 405 nt
Organism: Tinamus guttatus (white-throated tinamou)
Lineage: Eukaryota; Metazoa; Chordata; Aves; Tinamiformes; Tinamidae
Product: histone H2A
Cellular component (GO): nucleosome
Molecular function (GO): structural constituent of chromatin; protein heterodimerization activity; DNA binding
Source: RefSeq, a predicted model, not a curated record
AUGUCUGGACGUGGAAAGAAAACUGCUCCACCUGGCAGACCCGGAGCUGUGCCGAAGAAAACAAAAUCAGCCAAGGCUGGCCUGCAGUUCCCAGUGGGUCGUGUCUAUGGGCUGUUGAAAAGAGGCAGCUAUGCUGAGAGAGUAAGUCCUGCUGCGGCCAUCUACCUGGCUGGGGUGCUGGAGUACCUGAGCGCGGAGAUCCUGGAGCUGGCGGGAAACGCUGCCCAGGAGAACAAGAAAAAGAGGAUCCUGCCGCGACACAUCCAGCUGGCCGUGAGAAACGAUGAAGAGCUGAACAAGCUGUUCUCUUGUGUGACCAUCGCUCAAGGAGGGGUUAUGCCAAAUAUCCUUUCCCAGCUUCUUCCCAAGAGAACUCAGAAAGAACCUGCUCCUUCCCAGGAAUGA